CCAGUGCGUGCACCACCAGCUGAAGAGAAACCUUCAACAAGUCCGCGGUCUAUAAAUUGAGUUAAACGUUGUGCAACCAAUUCCACACAUUCAGCUUCCAUACAUAUACGUAUACAUCUCCCUCAUCAUUUUCCUCCACACUUCUGCAUUAUUAUUAACUAAUAAGCAAUUUUUUUAAGCUACGAUGAAGAUAUCAUCAGGCGGUUACGUCAAUGUCGUGUUCAUCUUCUUGCAGCUUAUUUCUUUAACACAAGUCCUCGCGCAGACGCUUACAUAUACCUGUAAUUAUGGCCCAUGUUCGGGUAUACAGAUACCUUGCCCGAAACAAUGCCAAGGUGGCGUUACCGACAUUGAACCUUCUAAAUUUUGCAUUGUCGACUGUGAAUCUCCAAAAUGCGAGGCAGCGUGCAUAAGUUUGGGGCCCGACUGCACCGGAACAGGUUCUGGAUGUCAUGAUCCCCGCUUCAUUGGAAAAGAUGGCGUUGUUUUCUACUUCCACGGAAAGAGCAACCAACAUUUCAGCUUAGUCUCCGAUACCAACCUUCAGAUCAACGCCAGAUUCAUCGGCCACCGCCCCGCCGGCCGACCCAGGGAUUUCACAUGGAUUCAGUCCCUGGGAAUCCUCUUCGGCUCCCAUACCGUCUCCGUUGAGGCCACCAAAGCCGCCGUAUGGGACGACCAAAUCGACCAUCUUAGGUUCUCUGUUGAUGGUCAACAAGUCUUCCUCCCUGAAGGAUUUCUGAACAAAUGGACGUCGCAAGUAAAGAAUAAUCAAGUACUUAAGCUGGAAAGAAGCGCAAACAAGAACAGUGUGAUCAUUUCCAUCCCCAACAUUGUUGAGAUUGGAGUCAGGGUAGUGCCCGUAACAGAGGAAGAGAACAGAGUUCACAAUUACCAGAUUCCUGACGAUGACUGCUUUGCUCAUCUGGAAGUCCAGUUCAGAUUCUUCAACCUUUCCUCUAAAGUGGAUGGGGUGAUUGGACGUACGUAUCGGCCUAAUUACGAAACUCCGGCAAAGUUAGGAGACCCAAUGCCUGUGUUUGGAGGUGAAGAUGAAUACAGAACCACAUCACUCUUCUCUGCGGAUUGUAAGGAUUGCUUGUUCAAUCCAAACACCAAUCUAAUUAAUAACCCAUUGCCUAUUGAUUACGGAACUCUGAAAUGCACCAGUGGGCUGUCCCCUGGGGUUGGAAUUGUCUGCAAGAAGUGACCGGAUCAAUCGCGCCAUAAUAUGGAAAUAAAGAGAAGAAGGUUUUCCGUCCUUACACCAAAUCUAUACAAUGGAAGCUUAUUCUUCUUCAACUGUUGUACUUUUACUUUGUUUCAGUAAUGUUAUCAUCUGUCUCCUGUAAGAAUAAAUGGUGAACUUUCAUGUUGAAUGUGGAAUCGAA
Messenger RNA from Oldenlandia corymbosa var. corymbosa, 1391 nucleotides. Lineage: Eukaryota; Viridiplantae; Streptophyta; Magnoliopsida; Gentianales; Rubiaceae. The record is from the annotation of a GenBank genome assembly.